GAUCGAUCCACAUUCAAGCUGAAUCCACAUACUGAGCCGCGCAAAGUCUUCCUACCCUCUCUUGUACGUGCACACCUCCGGCUCCGUCUCUCCCCGAGAUGGUGGCCGCGCGUCUCGCCGUGGCUCCGAGUUCGCCCACGAAGCGCCUCCGCGCUUGCAUGCCGCCAUCGGCAGCGUCCAGCACGCUGCGCCUUAGCACCAGCGCCUCGCAGAAGCCCGCAACGACGACUACGGCGAUGAUGGCGGCCGUGCCAGCUUCUUCCGCGGUGCCACCUUCAGUUGUACCAGAUGUCGUCCGUUCCGACUUGCGGCACGCGGCAGAGGCUCUGUCGUGGCAAGAGCUGCACGGCGCCAACCACUGGCAAGGACUGCUGCAGCCGCUCCACCCGCUUCUCCGUGCCGAGGUCGUCCGGUAUGGGGAGCUCGUCGAAGCCUGCUACCGCGCGUUCGACCUCGACCCGAGCUCCAAGCGGUACCUGAACUGCAAGCACGGGAAGAAGCAGAUCCUGCAGGCGGUCGGCAUGGCCGACUCCGGCUACGUGGUGACCAAGUACAUCUACGCAGCCCCCGACGUCCCUGCACUGCCAUUCGGCGUGUGCCGGCCUUGCAGCAAGAGCCGGUGGAUCGGGUACGUGGCCGUCGCCUCAGAAAGUGUGGCCGGCCGCCGGCGUACUACUGACAUCCUCGUCUCCUUCCGGGGCACCGUGACGUGGUCGGAAUGGCUGGCGAAUUUCAUGAGCGCGCUCGCCCCGGCGCGGUUCGACCCCGCCGACCCGCGCCCGGACGUCAGGGUCGAGUCGGGGUUCCUCUCACUCUACACCUCCGACAACGACACGGGCAAAUUCACCACCGGCAGCUGCCGCAACCAGCUCCUCUCCGAGAUCUCUCGCCUCAUCGUCGAGCACAAGGACGAGGACGUCAGCAUAACCCUGGCCGGCCACAGCAUGGGGAGCUCCCUCGCACUCCUGCUUGGCUACGACCUGGCCGAGCUCGGCAUGAACCAGGGUGUCCCGAUCACCGUGUUCUCCUUCGGCGGGCCGCGGGUCGGCAACCAAGAGUUCAAGAACCGGUGCGGCGAGCUCGGCAUCAGGGUGCUGCGGGUGGCGAACUUGAACGACCCGGUGACCAAGAUGCCCGGCGUCGUCUUCAACGAGAGGGCUGCUAGGGUUCUGGACGGGCGGUUUGAGAUGCCCUGGAGCAAGGCGUGCUACGCGCACGUAGGCGUUGAGGUGGCACUCAACUUCUUCAAGACUGGCGAUCUGGCCUGCCUGCACGACCUGCGGGCGUACAUCGAUCAGCUUUUGAAGUGCCCUGAUCAGGAUGUCGCUACUGAUUCCACGGUGAGAAGGGUGAGAGAUAGGGUUGCGUCUAUGUUUGAGUCGUGGAGAUUGCAAAUGGCGGUGAUUCGCACCGGUGAGUUGCUGCGGGCGCUAGGGAUUUAACGUACGUGUCGACUGUCGACAUUGUGUAUGCAUUCAUCUGAUGAUGAUCACCGUAGGUGCAGCCGCUAUAUAUAUAUAGUACUAGGUGCUUUUUGCCGCUCUCCGGCAAUUGUUUUCUUUGGAGUGCAGCUGGCUUCUCUCAGGGCGAUCGAGCUCGAUUUCUCCUCCCCGUUAGCUCCUGUUAACUAGAGGAAGAAGAGAUAUAUGCUCUCCCCUGAACCCCACUUUCUUUGAGUUGUUAUCCCUUCGAAUAAAUCCCGAUUCAAUCAAGUCUUACUCCAGUUGUAGCCCAAGAUCUGCAGCAAGCUCGGUGUAGCUGCUGCUUGAUGGAAUCGUAGCUUUUUUUCAUUUAGGAAUCGUAGCUAUGGUGUCGACUCCGUCGGGAAGCGAGGAGGCCGCGUGUGCCUCAGAGCAGUUGCUGGCCACGAGGCCCACGACAUUGGGCCGGCCCAUGGGGCUGAAUUUUCUGAUCUUGUGCGUGUCGUUUCCUGCUAGCCAGGCUUGGAAUUCUCCUCCCGAAGACCACGCAUGUGCUGGUCAUGGCAGCGAGCCUGGUGAGGAGGUACGUUUCGUGCUCCAAGAUGAAUGUCCCAUGGAAUCCGUGUUGUUGUUUGUGCACUGAAGGGGGGUUCCUGGAUGGCAAUAUCGGGGAUGAUUCCUUCGCUGCACAUCACCCGAUUGAUGUCGUCUUUUGUUGGGAUUUGAAGUCUUAUCAGAGGGGGGGACGUUAAAGUUUUUUCUUGCAAGUGUUUAUGCUGCAUGACGGAAGCUAGGCAAGAUGGUGACCACUCAGAGCAUGAUGAGUCUCCUUCAUUCGGGUUGAUUCUCGACGUCCCCAAAUUCAAUGUAAGAGAUGAUUUCAAGUUGGGCUCAGUGAAGCUUCCUUCAUCUACAACUCAACUGCUAUCAAGCUCAAGUGCAGAAGCCUGCUUGAUUGCUAAGAGAGAGAGUCGUUGGCUGGCUAGCACUCUCGAGGUGCUUGAAGAUUCCAGCGGUGCUUGUGUGCCAAAUCUCUUAAUUGACCGGCCAUCAUCCCGUUGUGAUCUUCUCAUCAUCGGGUCGAUGUCUUUUUCAUGUCUCCUA
Molecule: messenger RNA, 2525 nt
Organism: Brachypodium distachyon (stiff brome)
Lineage: Eukaryota; Viridiplantae; Streptophyta; Magnoliopsida; Poales; Poaceae
Product: phospholipase A1 EG1, chloroplastic/mitochondrial
Exons: 2
Coding region: 99-1442 (447 amino acids)
Biological process (GO): lipid metabolic process
Cellular component (GO): chloroplast
Molecular function (GO): glycerophospholipid phospholipase A1 activity
Source: RefSeq, a predicted model, not a curated record